This is a messenger RNA of Dipodomys ordii (Ord's kangaroo rat), 1694 nucleotides long. It is a transcript of the gene Sntb2, whose product is annotated as syntrophin, beta 2 (dystrophin-associated protein A1, 59kDa, basic component 2). Gene Ontology annotation, cellular component: dystrophin-associated glycoprotein complex; synapse; intracellular anatomical structure. Gene Ontology annotation, molecular function: structural molecule activity; protein binding. Lineage: Eukaryota; Metazoa; Chordata; Mammalia; Rodentia; Heteromyidae. The record is from RefSeq and is a predicted model, not a curated record.
AAGGGGGAAGCGCCGAGGCUGCCUGACUGGAAUGAGGGUAGCGGCGGCGUCUGCGGGAGCCGGGCCGGCCAUGGCGGUGUGGACGCGGGCUACCAAAGCGGGGCUCGUGGAGCUGCUCCUCCGGGAGCGCUGGGUUCGAGUGGUGGCCGAGCUGAGCGGCGAGAGCCUAAGUCUGACAGGCGACGCCGCGGGCCAGCCGGAGCCGACUCUGGGGCCGGCGGCGGCUUUCAACGGCCCCCGGAGCGGCGGCGGCGCGGGCGCCUCGCGGCCGGGGAGCCGGAGCCGAGGCCUGGGGCCCCCGAGUCCGCCCGCACCGCCGCGGGGUCCCGCGGGCGAGGCGGGUGCUUCGCCGCCCGUGCGCAGGGUGCGGGUGGUGAAGCAGGAGGCGGGCGGCCUGGGCAUCAGCAUCAAGGGCGGCCGCGAGAACCGGAUGCCGAUCCUCAUCUCCAAGAUCUUCCCGGGGCUGGCGGCGGACCAGAGCCGGGCGCUGCGGCUGGGCGACGCCAUCCUGUCGGUGAACGGCACGGACCUGCGCCAGGCCACUCACGACCAGGCCGUGCAGGCGCUGAAGCGCGCGGGCAAGGAGGUGCUGCUGGAGGUCAAGUUCAUCCGAGAAGUAACACCAUAUAUCAAGAAGCCAUCUUUAGUAUCAGACCUGCCAUGGGAAGGUGCGGCUCCCCAAUCACCAAGCUUUAGUGGCAGUGAGGACUCUGGUUCUCCGAAACACCAGAACAGCACCAAGGACAGGAAAGUCAUCCCUCUCAGGAUGUGCUUUGCUGCUAGAAACCUAAGCAUGCCAGAUCUGGAAAACAGAUUGAUAGAACUACAUUCUCCUGAUAGCAGGAACACGUUGAUCCUCCGCUGCAAGGAUACAGCCACUGCACACUCCUGGUUCGUAGCUAUCCACACCAACAUAAUGGCUCUCCUCCCACAGGUGUUGGCAGAACUCAAUGCCAUGCUUGGUGCUACCAGUACAGCGGGAGGCAGCAAGGAAGUCAAGCACGUUGCCUGGCUGGCAGAACAGGCAAAGCUGGAUGGUGGAAGACAGCAAUGGAGGCCUGUCCUCAUGGCUGUGACUGAGAAGGACUUGCUGCUUUAUGACUGUAUGCCGUGGACAAGAGACGCCUGGGCAUCGCCAUGCCAUAGCUACCCUCUUGUUGCCACAAGGUUGGUACAUUCUGGAUCUGGAUGUCGGUCACCCUCCCUUGGAUCUGACCUUACAUUUGCUACCAGGACAGGUUCUCGGCAGGGCAUUGAGAUGCAUCUCUUCCGGGUGGAGACACACCGGGAUCUGUCGACCUGGACCAGGAUACUUGUUCAGGGUUGCCAUGCCGCAGCUGAGCUGAUCAAGGAAGUCUCCCUAGGCUGCACCUUAAAUGGCCAAGAAGUGAGACUCACAGUCCACUAUGAAAAUGGAUUCACUGUCUCCAGGGAAAAUGGAGGCUCCAGCAGCAUUGUAUACCGCUACCCCUUUGAACGGCUGAAAAUGUCCGCUGAUGAUGGCAUCAGAAACCUCUACCUAGAUUUUGGUGGUCCUGAGGGGGAGCUGGCCAUGGACCUGCACUCUUGUCCAAAGCCAAUUGUGUUCGUGCUGCAUACUUUCUUGUCAGCCAAAGUCACGCGCAUGGGACUGCUCGUGUGAGCAGCAGACGUCAGAGAAGAGCCGUGGCUACCGCAAGAAGGAUUUCCACCUC